AUGGCCACCCGUGCCCACAUCAUACGCUCGGAAUAUGAGGCGGAUACUGAGCGGGACAAACUACUGCUGGAAACGGGACAGGAGGAAGAGCUUGCGCAGGAGAUCGAAGCGCGCGAUCCUUGGGAGACGGAGAACCUGCUCACAAAUCGACGUGCGCCACCACCGCGGUUCGUCCCAGCUACCAUUUCCUACGAUGAAUGGGGUAACAUGAUAACCGGCGCCGGAGAUGAGCCCACUCGGCGUACAGGUGCUGGGCAGAAGGACGAAGUAGCAUCUUGGUAUCGAUCCCUCCCGCGCGCUGAAUCAUCUCCUGCUGUUGCCGCUACUGUCGGGACUGCUUCCGCCUUGAAUACUGCUUCAUCUUCCCGCUCUACUGCUGGACCUGAUUCCAGUACCCAAACUGCUUCUAAGAAGCCCAUACGUCACGAACAGAAUUGGUUUGCCUCAGGCGCCGCCUCUGCCUCCUGGUCUUCCGCCCCUCAAACGCCAACGCCUUCAACAUCACUGGCCGAUAUCCUGGCUCGCGAACCACCCUCGCGCUCUGCGCCACACACGCCACCUGUCUUUUUGCACCUGGCGCCUGACAAUCGUGGGUGGACAAUGAUGCAAGCUCAGGGUUGGGCAGAGGGCGAUGUUCUCGGACCGAGACGAGCGCGUGCAGGGUUGGGCUCUACACCACAACAGUCGUCGGACAGGAAGGGCAAGGGCAAAGCCAUAUCCGUGAAGAAGGAAGAAGAAUACGUUCGCACGGAGAACGUACUCGAUGACGAAGAGAUCGUCGAAAUCAAACAUGCACCCGUUAUCGACCUAACCCUUUCCGACUCCUCCGACGAAGGCGAAGAAGACCCUUCAUAUACGCUACCCCCGUCUCCGGCGGCAACUGUAUUGACAACGCGCUCUCCUUCUCCGGAUACGGACCCCGACGAUCCUCGAGUCGCGCUUCAGACGCCCAUUGCCACGCGUCUCAAGGCGGACAGGCUCGGGAUCGGACUCAAGGCCAAGACGACCGGCCCGCACAAGCAGAGCGUCAAGCGUGUGACGCACAAUGCUGCAGCGCUCCAGGCACACGUUCGCGCGUCUGAGCAUGCGCGCAGGGUGCGAGAGACGUAUGGGCGAGGCCGCAAUGGACAUGCGCGGAAGGACAGGGCGGAGCGGGAGAAGCGCGAACGUCUAUUGGCGUAUAUGAAUUCAUAG
This is a messenger RNA of Peniophora sp. CBMAI 1063, 1194 nucleotides long. Lineage: Eukaryota; Fungi; Basidiomycota; Agaricomycetes; Russulales; Peniophoraceae. The record is from the annotation of a GenBank genome assembly.